AUGAGUUCCGUUGGCGUCGCCUGCGUACCCGUAGCUGCUGUUUCCGCGCCCCUCUCUGCCACUGUCCGCCCCGCCACCCCCGACGCGCGCGCUGCGAGCGUCGCGUCGCUUUGCUGGUCCAGCAGCAGCCACUCGCUUGUGGAGGCCGGCAACUGCCGCCGCGCGUCGGCAACAGCCUUAGUGCGAUCGACGUCGUUAGCUGCGGCACAGUCAUGCGCGGCAAGUGCGGCCGGCAUCAGGUGCUGCGUCAGCAGCAUCGGCGGGGUCAUCAUCAGCAGCGCGGGGAGCAGCCGCGCACAGAGCGCGUCGUCCACGCUGUCGCUGACGACAUUCAACAUCCUCGCGCCCAUCUACAAGCGGCUCGGCGGCGAGGGCGAGCGCGAGAGCGCGUGCGAGCACCUGUGGCGCGAUCGCAACCGUCGCAUAGUGGACCUGCUGCUGUCGCUGCAGUCGUCCGUGGUGUGCCUGCAGGAGUUCUGGUUCGACGGCGGCGACCUGGAGCGCAUGUACGAGUCGCACCUGCAGGCCAGCGGCUAUACGCUUUACAAGCUGCCCCGCACUAACGCCCGCGGCGACGGGCUGCUCACCGCCGUCCGCACGAGCGCCGGCGCCAGAGGCGCCGUAGCGGAAAGUGCGGCGGAAGCGGCGGCGGGAAGCGAGGUGGUGAGCGUGGUGGACUAUGAGCCGAUUUUGUUCCACGACUGCGGCGACCGCGUGGCGCAGCUGCUGCGCUUGCGCAUCACGGGCGCAGGGGAGGGGGGGCGCCGGGAAGGGGAGGGACAGGCAGUGGAGAACGGCCGCGGUGAUGAUGGUGUGUUAGCAGAUACAGCAGCAGCAGCAGCUGAUGCUGCAGCAGCGGCGGAAGCAGGGCAGCAGCACGAGGUGCUGGUGAUAAACACGCACCUGCUAUUCCCGCACAACGCCAACUCGAGUGUGAUUCGGCUGCGUGAGGUGUACAAGAUCCUCGAAUACGUGGACGCCUACAAGCACGCGCACGGGCUGCACGCGCUGCCCAUCCUGCUCGCCGGCGACCUGAACGGCCCUUUGGACGGCGAGGUGUGUCGCUUCCUGCGGUCGCAGGGCUUCGUAUCGUGCUAUGACAGUGUGCAGAGUGGCGACGACACCGACAAUAAUUGGGUGUCGCACCGCAACCACCGGGGCGAGGAGGUGGGGGUGGACUUCGUGUGGCUGCUCAAUCCCUCCCAGCAGCUCCAUGGCCCGCUUACUGCUGACUGGAAGGCCGCUGUCUUUCGCAUGAUCAAGGCGAAGCUGAUAGAGGCGGGGAUAACAGAGGAGCGGCAGGCGUUCGAGUUUUUCCAGUCAGCCGGCACACACUCAGCCGGCCAGCAGCAGCAGAAGCAGCAUGGGGAACAGAAUCACCACGACUGCAUCACCCCAGAGGAAUUUGCAUACGCCAUGGACGAGUCUUCUCCUCCCCCUCCACUCCCCCAUUCCACCCCCUCCCUCUCUUCCCCGCCACCCUUCCCCCACCCCUCCCGCUCCGUCUCCCUGCCUCAGCUGGGUCUAACGGGCGAGGACAGUGUGGGGCUGACGCGGGAGGAGAUUCGUGAGCUGGUGCAGCGGGCGGACACGAGUGGCAGCGGGGCGGUGGACUACAAGGCGUUCAAGCUGCUGCUGCGCACCGAGUCCAUGGAGGAUACCUUCGCCCGCAUCUGCAAGGCCACUGGGAUUCACGAGCAGCCGUGGAUUCAGCCCAGGCAGCAGCAGCAGGAGCAGCAGCAGCAGCAGGAGGAGGAGGAGGAGGAGCAGCAGCAGCAGCAGCAGCCGUGGCAGAUGUGGCAGGGGCAGCAGGAUUUGCAGGGGUCGUUUGACGAGGCUGUGGAGCAACAGCAGCAUGAGAGCAGGUGUCCACUGAAGCGAGGCGUGCAGGCAUUGCAGCAAUGCAUCACGAUGGACGCCCUCUUCCACGACUCAGCUCCCAUUGCUGCUGGCAGUCCCCUGUCGCCUGGCAAUGCAGCAGCACCCUUUGGAAUGCCAGAGCAGCCAGUCUCACAGGUGUCGUCCUCAUUCCCCAUGUCGCUUGGACGGCAUGGGCCUAUGGUGCUCGCAGCCGGUGCUGUUGCUGCCGCCUCUGCUGCUACAGUCGCUGCCACAGCUGCUACUGCCGCCAGUGGCGAGAAGAAAGGUCAAUGGGAGGAGUGCAGGAGCUGUGCGUGUGACCGUGUGGACUGUGAAGAGUGUGGGUACAACCCCAAGCGACGGGGUCAACAAGGCCAGCAGCAGGAGGAGGAGCUGGAGAGUGGUUUGGAAACGCGUGAGCUGGCGGUGCAAGCUGCAGAGUUGUUCCCGCCGGAGAUGCAGCAGGGCACGUGGCCCUCUGACUAUGACCUGUCGGACCAUGCUGCAGUCACUGCUGUGCUGCGCGUGCUGUGA
Messenger RNA from Closterium sp. Naga37s-1, 2394 nucleotides. The record is from the annotation of a GenBank genome assembly. Lineage: Eukaryota; Viridiplantae; Streptophyta; Zygnematophyceae; Desmidiales; Closteriaceae.